This is a messenger RNA of Eptesicus fuscus (big brown bat), 1922 nucleotides long. RefSeq names its product zinc finger and BTB domain containing 3 (gene ZBTB3). Gene Ontology annotation, cellular component: nucleus. The record is from RefSeq and is a predicted model, not a curated record. The coding region runs from base 138 to 1694 and encodes 518 amino acids. Gene Ontology annotation, molecular function: DNA-binding transcription factor activity, RNA polymerase II-specific; protein binding; RNA polymerase II cis-regulatory region sequence-specific DNA binding. Gene Ontology annotation, biological process: regulation of transcription by RNA polymerase II. The transcript has 2 exons. Lineage: Eukaryota; Metazoa; Chordata; Mammalia; Chiroptera; Vespertilionidae.
CAGCUUCCUCUGCUAGUUCGCACCCUAGGACUUCUUAGCCCCUGGAAUGCGAGAGAGGCUCAGGGAGUUCCCGGAGUGGGGCGUAGAGGGAACCACUGGUGGGGACCUUUCUAGGGGCCUACCCCUCGUGGGGUGCUAUGGAGUUUCCAGAACACAGCCAGCAGCUGCUGCAGAGCCUCCGAGAGCAGCGGUCCCAGGGUUUUCUUUGCGACUGCACCGUGAUGGUGGGUAGCACCCAAUUCCUGGCCCAUCGGGCUGUGCUCGCCUCCUGCAGCCCGUUCUUCCAGCUUUUCUACAAAGAGCGGGAACUGGACAAGAGGGACCUGGUGUGUAUCCACAACGAGAUUGUCACGGCCCCAGCCUUUGGGCUGCUUCUGGACUUCAUGUACGCUGGCCAGCUGGUCCUGAGGGGGGACACCCCCGUGGAAGAUGUGCUGGCAGCUGCCAGUUACUUGCACAUGAAUGACAUCGUCAAGGUGUGUAAGCGGCGUCUGCAAGCCCGGGGCCUGGCAGAGGCAGACAGCACCAAGAAGGAGGAGGAAACCAGCUCACAGCCCCUUAGUUUGGAGUUUUUGUCCAAUUCUUCCCGCGGCCCUCAGCCCUCCUUGGCAUCUGCUGAGCUGUCAGGCCAUUGGGGCAAAGGGGAGUGGAAAGGCCCCGCUGCUCCCUCACCCACUGUCUGUCCUCCAGACGAGCCGCCGAUGCCCAGCGGGGCCGACACGACGCAGCCUGGCGUGGAGGUUGACUCGCUGCAUCUACGGGCCCCCCCUCCACCGGUGACGGAUGUCUCCCUCGCCAGCCCGAGCAGCUCCACAGAGACCAUUCCUGCAAACUUCUACUCUUCAGGCCUUCCCCCAGUUCCAGUGGAGCCACUGGCUCCCCUCGACGUGGGUUCUGAGAGCCUGAGGGUGGUGGAGCCGCGGGGUACUGGAGGACCAUUGCAAGGCUUCUACAGCCCCUCUUCGGCUGCAGCCCCAGCCCCAGCCCCAGCCCCAGCCCCAGCCCCAUCCCAGGCUCCUCCCCCAGCAGAAGCUGAGCUGGUCCAGGUGAAAGUAGAAGCAAUUGUGAUUUCUGAUGAGGAGCCCGAUGUGUCCGAGAACCAGCCUCAGGGGUUGUUCCCACCUGGAGAGGCCAUGUAUGGUGCUCAGCCUCCCCAGCCAGAGGCUUUUGAGGAGCCGAGGGCAGCAGGACUGGAGGAGGUGGGGCCAAGUGACCAGUUUCUGCCCUCCGAGUCUCACCUACCCUACCAUUUGCUGCCAGGCCCAGGGCAGUAUCACCGAGGGCUGGUGACCUCGCCCCUGCCGGCACCCCCCGCCCUGCAUGAGCCACUUUACCUGCCUUCUGAGUACGAAGCGGCCCCAGGAAGCUUUGGUGUUUUUACUGAGGAUGUUCCCACUUGCAAGACGUGUGGGAAGACCUUCUCAUGCUCUUACACGCUACGGCGCCACGCCACAGUGCACACACGUGAGCGACCCUAUGAGUGCCGCUACUGCCUGCGCAGCUACACGCAGUCGGGCGACCUGUACCGCCACAUCCGCAAGGCUCACAAUGAGGACCUGGCCAAACGCAGCAAACCGGAUCCAGAGGCCAGCCCCCUCCUAGGAGUGCAGCCCCUCCCUGGCUCCCCCACAGCAGACAGACAGAACUCUGGUGGAGGGCCACCCAAAGAUUUUGUACUUGGCCCCAAAAACUAACAUCUGGGGGAGCAGGAGCUGAUGCUCGGCCUGCUCUUGGGACACCGAAGGUUGGCAGCAUCUCAUGUCCCCUGCUGGGUGGCAGAAUGGGUGCCGCCCAGACUGACGGGCCCUCCCACCCUUUGCUUUCCCCAGUCGGUUCCUCUCCAAGGGCACCGGGAAUUUUCCUGGUGUAAUCACUUCUCACUCUGCGUUCUGGACCAUAAAGCGAGCAGUGAAAGUAUCUUA